AUGGUGGCUGGCGGCUCCUCCACGGCGGCGCCGCAGCCCUUGGCGGAUGGGGGUCCUUGCUCCCCAAGUACGGCAAAAUCUUUCGCACAGCUAUUCUCGCAGCCUAUCGAAUCUCCAAUCCAGGUGAAGCCAACAACAAAAUACAAGGGUGAGGCGGCUGUUGUAUUCUCCAAAGCAGAGGCGGACAAGCUAGCAACUCCUUUCCGCUGGGCUCUGGUGGGGAAAUUCUCGUACGGGCGGCCUAGUUUGGAAGGGGAUUCGGAAUUCCAUGUGAAGAAGGAGUCAGCCUUGGUACCAGUUUGGGCAUCUCUGCCGGCCCUUCCUGUUCACUACUUUGACAAACAUUCGUUAUUCUCUAUUUUGGCACCAGUUGGGAAACCACUCUUCCUGGAUUCGGCAACGGCAGCGGGCAUGAGACCGAGCGUAGCAAGGGUGUGUGUAGAGGCUCAAGUCGUAAAGCAGCGUGAAGCUGCUGAGGCUGUCGAGGAGGCCAAGGGAGGUGUAUCAACGCCUGGGGAGAUUGGGGAGUCAACACGAGCAGAGUUGAUGGUGGGGCAGCCUUCAAUCCUGGCUGGUGACGGAGGCAAAAGUCAGGCGGACACGGCUGCGGAAGCGGCGACGACGGACCCUGUACAGCAGGCUGUUCGUUCGCUUGUUGCUGAUGCGACAUUGACACUGCUGCAGAGCACUGGGCAGGUCGAUGGCGCACCAGAUUGGGACCGACCCAUAGGCCCUUUGGCGACAGAGGGAGUCUUGACGGAGCAGGUAGAGGCUGGGGUGGAGGGCAUGCGAUCCAACGCCGCUUGUGGGCAACUACGGGAGAGUGGGCAGGAUGCUACAGCUGCUGGCCAGGAGGGACAGGUUGCAUGUGACGGAAGGGAGGGGACGUUGGACGGGGAGCAAGGGGUGCGCGAUACACAGCAGGCUGACGCGGGGCAGCUGAUUCUGCUGUACAACAGCGAGCUGGGGAGUUUAGUUGUUGAUUUGAGUGGGAGGGAGGAGGUGCCUCACGAUAGCCAAGGGGACGUCGACAUUGGGUUAUCGCCUGUGGCAGGGAAUCUCUCCCCACGGCUGGUUGUUCGACAAGAGAGGGUGGGGGAGUCAGCGGUGGUGGCUUUGAACAUUGACCAAUCUCAAGCUGUUGAGAGAGAUGCCAAGCAAGCGAGAGGGAAGGGUGUGCGUGCUCGCAUUCCCUCUGACAGACAGCUUCGGUCCGCGACAUCUUCCCAUAACUCCUUUCAGGCUAAGUUCGUUGCAAUAUGUGAGCCCAAACUAGAUGUGUCUAGAAUUGAGUCCAUUCGAUUACGUUUACAUUUUGAUUUUGUGCUUGUGAAUUGCUCGGGAGAUAUUUGGGUGUUCUACAAUAGUCCUUUCGUGUGUUCCAUGGUUGGUAAUUCGAGUCAACAUUUAUCUCUUUCUGUGCAAUCUCCGUUGAUGCCGGGGUCAAUUAUAAUGUCUUUUGUUCAUGCAAAGUGCUCCGUGGAGGAGCGGAGGGAACUUUGGAGCAACCUAGUAGCGGAUAAGCCUAGCUCUCUGCCAUGGUGCAUUGGGGGGGAUUUUAAUGUCAUAAUGGCUCCUCAUGAAAAACGGGGAGGCCGACCGUUUGCUGUAGCUGAGGGAGUGGAGUUUAUGUCCUUCUUGGAGGAGGCUGGGGUUUUUGAUGUGGGCUUUUCAGGGCCUAGCUUCACGUGGUGUAAUAAUCGGAGAGGUAGAGCUAGAGUGUCAAAGAGAUUGGACAGGCUGUUAGUCAAUGGGAAAUGUUUGGACUUCUCUGCAGCCAUCUCUGUGGUUCACUUGGCGAGACAUCCCUCGAACCAUGCGCCGUUGAAGAUUUCGUUUGCUUCUCUGAUUGACAAUAAGCCAAGGCCUUUCCGAUUCUUGAAUGUCUGGACGACUAAACCGGACCUUUUGGAGGUGAUUAGACAUGCCUGGGGUCAAGAAGCAAGUGGUUCUCCACUGCGUGUAUUGUGCUCUAAAUUAUUAGCGGCGAGGAGAGCUAUUCAGGUCUGGAACAAGCAAUGCUUUGGAAAUGUGAUCGAUGCUGUUCGUGAGGCGGAGCAGACGGUACAAAGGGCUGAGGAGGCUGUGGAUCAUGAUGAUUCAGAAGCGGGUCAAGUGGAACUCAGGAAGGCUCAAGCGGAGCUACGCUAUGCUUUGUCUAUUGAAGAGCAGUAUUGGAGUCAAAAGGCACGUGUCAAAUGGCUUCGAAGUGGGGAUCGUAAUUCGAGGUAUUUUCAUGCGGUGGUCAGGCAGAGACGGGCCCAAGGGCUGAUACAUCGAAUAAAGAAAUCCAACGGUGAUUGGGUGGAUACGGAUGCUGAGAUAGCAAGUGAGGCAAUCACGUACUUUUCUAAUCUUUUUGCUGGACCGUUGGAGGCUGCCUCCGAUAUGUUGCACCUCAUUCCACCCUUGAUUACAACGGAGGACAAUUGCAUGUUUGAGGCAGCUCCUAAUAUAGAGGAGGUGCAUCAAGUGGUAAGGGCAAUGGAUGGGGACAGUGCAGCGGACCCUGAUGGAUUCACAGGUAAAUUUUACACCUUUGCAUGGGAGGUUAUUGCUCAGGAUGUUUAUAAUGCGAGUGGCUGGUGUCUUGCCAAGGAUUAUCUCCCCCAGCAGUCAGGGUUUGUUAAGGGCCGCAAUAUAUCGGAGAAUUAUCUACUAGCUCAAGAGGUGGUGGUGGGUAUUGGGAAAAAAGCUAGGGGUGGCAACGUCGUUCUGAAGCUAGACAUGUCCAAAGCUUAUGACAGGGUAUCUUGGUUGCAUAUUAUUGAGGUCUUGCGGAGGUUUGGCUUUGGGGAGCGUUUCAUAGAUAUGGGUGACCCAUUGUCGCCGACACUAUUUAUUAUAGCGGCCGAGGUCUUGUCGAGAGGCUUAAAUGCACUCAUGGUGCAAUCGGGUUUCUUGGGGUUUAAAGUUCCAUAUGGUUGCCCCUCCAUAACUCAUUUGGCGUUCGCGGAUGAUGUGCUUAUUUUUGCGAAUGGGUCCUCCUCCUCUCUGAAGGACAUUAUGCAGGUGUUGGAGAUGUAUCAACGGUGCUCAGGCCAGUUGAUAAGUGCCCAAAAAAAUGGCUACUUGGUUCAUCCGUCACUAUCCCUGGCUCGAAGAAGGGUGAUUGAACGUGUCACGGGGUUUACUUGGCAGCCUUUCCCUAUCCGCUAUCUAGGGUUUCCACUUUACUUUGGGAGGUGUAAAUCUUCAUAUUAUGCAGCAGUGGGUCAGUCUAUCCUUGGACGGGUCUUAUCAUGGAAAUCAAAGUUUUUGUCUGCAGGGGGCAAGAUGGUUUUAAUCAAGCAUGUGUUGUCGUCAAUGCCAGUACAUUUGCUAUCCGCUGCUGUGAUUCCUACCUCGAUUUUUAAAUCCAUAGAGCAGAAUGGUCCAUCCUUGUCAGGCAGAGAUGAGGUUGACGGAUUCGGCUAUCUGGAGGCGUAUGUUGAACGUGAGCCGACACGUGGAACUUUCCAUGGUAUGGGGACAUUGUCCCCUCCAUCUUACAAUACCCGGUCCCUGACGGAGGGUGUGCAGAUGAAGUCAUUUGGGUGCCAUCGACGUCUGGCUAGAAAUAAAGCAGUGUUUGAAGGGGAACAGAUGCGGUCUACUGUCAUUUGUCAAUCCAUCUUCUCGGAAGUCAAGUCCAUUGUGGAUAUCCAUUUCAAGCAAAAGCUUGGGGUGCAAACUUUCUGUCAGUUGUUUGAUUGGUCGCAUUUGACUACCAGUGUAUUUGACUUUAAACUUGUUCGCUGGGAGGUGACGGCGAUGGGGGGUCUGGUGCUUAAUACGGAUGGUUGUUCCAAAGGUAAUCCAGGAGUGGGUGGAGGUGGGGGGGUUCUCCGGGAUUCAACUAGGAUGCCUCUAGUUGCGUUUUUAGCUUUCUUCGGGGAAACUACUUGUCUUCGCGCGGAGACUUGGGGUUCUCCAGCGGCGCAUUCAGUGCCCGUGGCAGAUCCGAAGGGAAGUCCGGCAGAUUUGGCGGAUAUGGAUAGUAGCAGUGAUGAUGAUAGAAUUGAGGAACCUCUCCCCAUGAUUCCAUAUCGUAUGGUGGAAGGCAGAUACCUCAUGCGGUACUCACCUGCUAGGCGGGGUAGGACGUGCCUAUGCCGAGAGAGAUUCUCCUACCAUAACCACUUGGUGUUACAGGUAGUCGAGGAGCGGAGGCAGUUGACCCGUGACCUCAGGAUAGCACGAGUUAAGAGAGAGGAGAUGGUGGCCACUAUAGAGGUCUAG
Coffea eugenioides is the source of this 4221-nucleotide messenger RNA. RefSeq lists its product as uncharacterized. Gene Ontology annotation, molecular function: nucleic acid binding. The transcript is spliced from 11 exons. NCBI's taxonomy places the organism in Eukaryota, Viridiplantae, Streptophyta, Magnoliopsida, Gentianales, Rubiaceae. The coding region runs from base 1 to 4221 and encodes 1406 amino acids. The record is from RefSeq and is a predicted model, not a curated record.